AUGUCCACCUCCUUGAGAGUCAGCCCCUCUGUACAUGGCUACCGCUUCGAUACUGCCAACCGCAAGAAAGCCACGGGCAACAUCUUCGAAGGGGUGGACCAGGACUCCCUGCAAAAGCUAUUCAAAAAGACCGGUGACAAAAAGGCAGAGGACAGGGCAAGGAUCAUUUUCUGCAUUGAUCAGGACAAUGAGGAGAAAGCUAGGGCACUGCUGGCCCUCAAGCAGAGGACCAGGGACAAGAUCCUUCAGUUCCUAAAGCUCAGGAAGCUGCCUAUCAAAGUCAUUGUCUGA
This is a messenger RNA of Staurois parvus, 291 nucleotides long. The record is from the annotation of a GenBank genome assembly. NCBI's taxonomy places the organism in Eukaryota, Metazoa, Chordata, Amphibia, Anura, Ranidae.